GUUGAAAGCAAAUAUAUUCAUUGUUUUUGUGUGUGCACUAUAAAUUAAUAUUAAAGUGGCGGCGUCAUGAGGGGACCGCUUACCUCUCGCCAGCGAAUCCGAAAACCCAGCAGACAGCUGCUCAUUUGGCGAGUGUAAACAAAGCGCUCACACACACACACACACACACACACGUGCAAACGACUACGGCUGGCCCUCGCAUAUCGAAUUUCGCAUCUUUAAGCCACGAAAUCUCCAUAUCCACUUCCAUUUUGCCACCGUCGCAUCAUCUUUUGUCUGGCCAACCUGUUCGCAUCCAGACAGGAAGUAUCUCCAAGUUGGCAAGUUCAUCCAAGUGCAGCGACGUCGACGGAAGCAGUAGCAGAAGCAGCGCUGCCAGCGUCGCAGCAGCAGCAGCUGUAAAGUUGUAAACGGAACAAUCACCUCUUAAAAUUUGGAUAUGACCUCCACUUCGGCGGCAGAUGGCGGUGGCGGUUGCCUCAGUGGCGAGACGGCCUGGCUGGAGGAUCUGCUGCGCGAGGUGCAGCUGGAGCAGUUUCUGGACAGGAUUCGCGACGAUCUGCAGGUGACCCGGCUGGCGCACUUCGACUAUGUGCUGCCCGAUGACCUGGAGCGCUGUGGCCUGGGCAAACCGGCCAUUCGCCGGCUUAUGGAGGCGGUGCGCAAAAAGAAGGCCCACCAGUGGCGCAAGAACAUCCUGUCCAAGCUGAUCGGUGGCGGCAAGCAGCCCUCAUCCAAGAAGCAGUCCUCCUCCGCCCGAGAAUCCAACCAGGGCAAUGGCACCCAGCUGACCUGCCUCAUCCACGAAAAGGACAUCACCAUGGGUCUGAAGCUGGGCGACGGAUCCUUCGGCGUGGUGCGACGUGGCGAAUGGAGUGCCUCGCCGGCGGGCAAGGUCAUCCCGGUGGCCGUUAAGGUGCUCAAGUCGGACAAUCUCACCCAGCCGGGCAUCAUAGACGACUUCUUUCGCGAGGUUCAGGCCAUGCACGCCCUGGAUCACGCCAAUCUGGUACGGCUGUACGGCGUGGUGCUGUCGCAGCCCAUGAUGAUGAUCACCGAGCUGGCGGAACGAGGAUCGCUGCUGGACACGCUGCGCAAGCAGUGCCGCCACACCUCGCUGACCAUCAUCUGGAACUGGUCGGUGCAGAUUGUGACCGGCAUGGCCUAUCUGGAGCAGAAGCGCUUCCUGCAUCGCGAUCUCGCCUGCCGCAAUGUCCUGCUCGCCGCCGGCAACAAGAUCAAGAUCGGAGACUUUGGCCUGAUGCGCGCCCUGCCGCAGGAGGACGACUGCUAUGUGAUGUCCGAGCACAAGAAGGUGCCUUUUCCCUGGUGCGCUCCGGAAUCGCUACGCUUCCGGCAGUUCUCGCACGCCUCGGACACCUGGAUGUUUGGCGUGACGCUGUGGGAGAUGUUCAGCUUCGGCGAGGAUCCCUGGGUGGGUCUGAAUGGCUCACAGAUCCUGCGCAAGAUCGAUCGCGAGGGGGAGCGACUGCAUCAGCCGGACGCCUGUCCACCGGACGUCUACGCCAUGAUGCUCCAGUGCUGGGAUAAGACGCCCGCAGAGCGACCCACUUUCGCCGCUCUCAAGGAAUAUCUGGCCAGCAUGUCACCGCCUGUAAUGCGAGCCUGCCGCAGCCACCACGAGUCCAAGGGCCUCCAGAUAGAGCCCGGCGACACCAUUGCCAUCAUCGAUGGCCGCCACGAGCUGAAGCUGAUCAAGGGCCAGAACCAGCGCACUUUCGACAUUGGAAUCUUUCCGCGGAAUCUGCUGGAGCAGCGGAAAGUGGGUGCUGCCGGGGAUGUGGCGAUGCGGAGCAGCAUGGCCAACGGCUCCACGUCCUCCUCGCCCUUUGGCUUCUGCUGGGGCGGGGCGGCUGCCAUGGCCAACGGUGAGGAUCGGCAGCGGAAGUGCGCCUCACUGGCCAACCAGCCGCACGCCAAGGAGCGCAAGUCGACGUCUAGCAAGCAGUUCGCCUACAACAAACUGGUCAAUGAGGCGGCCGCGGCGGCAGGGCUCCAGCGACGGAAUGCGGUGAAGCACAAGGGAGCCGUGGUGGGUCCACAGCGUCCUCCGCCGCCGCAGUUCCUCCAGGAGGGCAUCCUCAUCGACAUUUCGCCCGAAAUGCGACCUUUGGGCGGUGGUGGUGGCGGAGCAGCGGAAGGAGCAGGCGAUAGUUCAUCUCUGCAGGCGGACAGUUCCUUUUGCCUGCUGGAUGCCCCCAUAGAUGUGCCCACUUUGGCCGAAUCCAGUGGAUCGGGGGAACUGAAUGCCUCCCCCACUUACUAUAUCCAAGCUUCGCCUGGUCGCCUACAACCGCCUCCGUAUCAGAUGCCACCCACUUACUCGAACACCAUGGAGUUUGUCCAGAAGCGAGACCUUCACCAACAGCAGCUGGCGACGCCUGCAAGGGAGCGGGAUCCCUUCGACACCACAAAUCUGGAGACUGCCGUGGCACUCUACUCGAAUUUCAAUCAAUCCCUAGAGGCAGUUCCUCCACCAGCGCCCAUCUACAACAGUCCUUCGGUCAGGAAGAGCCUUUUUGGUGGCUCCAACUCGAACAAGGAGAACAUACCUGCCCUGGAGUCAGCGGCAAUGCAGCUAAAUCUCAGUAAUCUUGCCCUGGAACGACAUGACACCAUGAGUAGCCAAACUUUGGAACCGAUGCCGGCUCCUCCUGCAGAUGGAAAGCUGCUGGACAAAUCCUUCAUUGCCGAACUGGAGAAGGACAUGUACAGCAAUGGACAGAACCGGGCGCAGGAGGAGUACCAGCGCAACUCCACGCAGAUGUAUGCCAGCAAGGACAUGGUGUACAAACAGAAUCUCACGCCCCUCAAGAACGGAGUGUCCGCCGGCGGCACAGGCCACUCGAAUCAUUCCAGUCCCUCGUCGACGGCCUCGCCCAAGCAAAACAAUUUGGAGGCGGCAGCAGCAGCGGCAGCCACAACUCAGAGCGUAGUGAAUCGCAUCUGGUACGAGCAGGUGGCCUCCACCUCCUCCGAGUACUAUGCGCAUCCACCGCCGGAGCAGCUAGAAGAGCAGAUCUAUCAGAAUCAUCAUCAGGAGUCAAACCAUUCGUUUGUGGCUAUAUCUAAUAGGGUGGUGGCACCCAAGAACAAUGCAUACGCCUCCUCCGGUUCCUUGUACGAUGCAGUGGCCGCCAGCACGGCAGGAUCCACCUACUACGGCCAAGUGCCGAACGGCAGUGGCGCCGUGCUGUACGAUGAGGUGACCCAGGAUGACUACCUGCGGCCCACGCGACCUGCUCCACUGGCGCCACCGCCCCUCUCCGCCCAGCAGAUCCAACGGCGGAUGGAGAAGAUGCGGAUGCAGCAGCAGCAGCAGCUGGAGGGUGCCCAUCAGCUGUACGCUCCGGUGCCUUCGGACUACGGACGCGAGCAGGAGAAGCUGCAGCAGCUGAUGCAGGAACUGGGCAGCUCGGCGGUGGAGCAGGAUGUGCGCAAUGCCCUACGAGCGGCCAGCGGCGAUGUGGCCCUGGCCACGAGGCACUACAAGAUCGAUCAGUUGGCGCGGCUGGGCGUGGCUGGGCGACCCCAGUGCGAACAGGCCCUGCAGCAGACCAACUGGAGCUUAGAGGUCGCCGCCGAACUACUGCUGCAGUCCACAAACGCAGGCUAAACUCACAAACAAGAGAGCAACAACAACAACAACAACAACAACCAUGUAUUACAACGCCUCGAAUAUAAUUGCUUUAGUUUUAAUUGCUGAAUAUUCGUCUAUAAUUAGCCAACAAAGUCUCGAAUCUUUAUCAAAAUACUCCUAGGUGAAUGCAUGCAUGCAAACACACACAUUGUCAACGACUGUACAAUAUGUUCUAUUCUAUAUAAGCGAAAUCGUAUAAAAUUAUUUUAUAAUUGUUAUUCGAUGUCUGCGUACUUUUAAAUGCCCCGGAAAUUUAAUUUACAAGCGAAAUCGAAUCGUUCGAAAAGAAAGCCGCAAAAGGUUAUGGAUGUCAGCGCAUGCAACAAUUAAUUUGUUUUGAAAUCAAAUAAAUUAUAUGUAAUUGUUACAAAACGAAA
Molecule: messenger RNA, 4038 nt
Organism: Drosophila gunungcola (fruit fly)
Lineage: Eukaryota; Metazoa; Arthropoda; Insecta; Diptera; Drosophilidae
Gene: Ack
Product: activated Cdc42 kinase Ack
Exons: 3
Coding region: 440-3637 (1065 amino acids)
Biological process (GO): protein phosphorylation
Molecular function (GO): ATP binding; protein tyrosine kinase activity
Source: RefSeq, a predicted model, not a curated record